GACGACUUUGAUCAUCGAUGAGAUGAGUCAGAUGAGAAUGAGACACGAUGAUAACUAUACAUUCAUGCUUAUCUUAUCGAUUAAAACUACACAUAGGUAACUUGCAGAAGUGCAUAAAAACAAGUAUGGCAGUGUGUUAGUGCUAAAAGAUAAAAGGUUAGAAAAAGUGUAUGUUCAUUUUUCCCACAGCAGCAAAAUGUAAGGGCUUACUCGAUAAGAUAUAAUAAGCGUAAGAGUAGUGGGUAAAGUGAAGUGAGUUAUCGCAGUUGACGGCUUACUAUACUUGCAAAAAGUAAAGUUAAGGACGUAAGUAAUUGCGCGUGGGAGAAAUGGAGCAGUGGUGCUAUAGGUAACUAGUGUAACUACACUACACUAACUACCACUACGAAGACGAAUACAAGCUGUAAUGAGUGAUUUGAUUGUAUAGGCUUUGCCGGCCUUGUUAUGAGUGUUAUGACUAUCCUCCUCGAAAUCAUCUGUAAAAGUACGAUGUCUGCCCGCCGUCUCCUGCUGUGCGAGAUUUGUGAGUGAGGCGGCUGAGAGAGAAACGCACGUUUAGUUAAUAGAUAAUCAUAUUGUCAUCGCCCGUGGUGACACUAAGAUGGAGGAGUCGGGCGAGAAAAAGCUUCUGUCCCGGAGACGAUCUACGGUCACCCAGCAGCCGCUUAAAGUCAAAGACGAGCGCUCGGCCACCGUUAAAAAGGUCGCCGCGAUACUCCAGAAAUCGGAGGACAACCGGACGAGCGAAGAGUGCGAGAUCCUUUUGUCCUGUGGUGAUAUCGUCAAAGAAAUCAGUCUAAGACAAGAAAAAAGGGACAAGGUAAAAGCUAGGUUAGAAGAAAUCGAAGAUGAACCAGAAUUAUUAGAAGAAAAAUGUAUUAGAUUAGCAGCAGCGAUAAGUCGAGCAACAUCUUUAACAGUUUAUACAGGUGCUGGUAUAAGCACAGCUGCAUCUAUUCCAGAUUACAGGGGAACAAAUGGAGUAUGGACCCGAAUGCAACAGGGAAAAGAUAUCGGAAACCACGAUCUCAGUCAAGCCGAGCCGACGCUUACACACAUGGCUUUGUAUGCACUUUACAAAGCUGGAAUCUUAAAGCACAUAGUUUCACAAAACUGCGAUGGCCUACAUCUACGCAGUGGAAUACCCCGAGCUUUACUUUCCGAAGUCCACGGCAACAUGUACGUCGAGGUGUGCCGCAAUUGCAAGCCUUCGCGCGAAUAUUGGAGGUUGUUUGACGUUACCGAAAAAACGGCCAGGUAUGCUCACGCAACUGGACGCACUUGUCACAAAUGUAACUCGGCACUUCAGGACUCGAUCGUCCAUUUCGGUGAACGAGGUAAUUUGUUGUGGCCAAUCAAUUGGAACGGUGCAAGCAGAGCAGCCAAACAGGCUGAUGUUAUAUUGUGUUUAGGAUCUAGUCUUAAGGUUCUUAAAAAGUACCCUUGGCUUUGGCAAAUGGACAAGCCAGUGGUAAAGCGAGCGCAGCUGUACAUCGUGAACUUGCAGUGGACACCAAAAGAUGAAAAUGCGACUUUAAAGAUAAAUGGCAAGUGCGACAAAAUCAUGAAAAUAGUCAUGUCGCAUUUGGGCAUCGAUUUCCCAGAUUAUAAUCGCGCGAAAGAUCCAAUUUUUUAUCACGCAAUUAAACUGCAAAGCAGUGAAUUGACGACGACCUCGCAACCGUGUUUAGAAGAGCCACUAAAAGAGUACAUUCAGCUGAUGAAGGAAGAUGAAGUGGACGAUGUUGUAACAGAAGAAAAAGAGGUAGUGGAGGAAGGAGUUGAUGAUAAUGACGAUGACGAUAAGAAUGAAGUAAUUGAAAAGGAAGUGGAAGAUAAUGUAUACGACUCGCAAAUAACGUUCCAAGAGCCUGUAAUGGGCUAUCCAGCUCCGUUCUUCGCUGCUCUUCCGUUCCUGUCGAUGGGCCUACCUUUCCCCCCAAUGUACAUGUACCCGCAAUUGACGCCUAUCUUUUACUAUCCAUUCCUUCCUAUGGGCCCUACAAACGCGAUUACUCAGGAUGAAGAGGAUUGUCCUCCUAAACCCAAGCCUGCUUGUGACUUUUGUAUGGAAAAUGAGGGGUCACUCACGUGUUUAUACUAUCAACGAAACGCAGAUGUUGAUGAUCUCACAGUCGACGACCUCAUGGCUGCAGAGUCGCCUAAUGGCACCGAAAACUCCGAGAAUAAGGUAACUGACGAAAAUGCUCCGGUCGCUGUCAUCCCAGCGAAAAACCCUGGCUGGUUUGGAAAAGGUUACCGCAAGGGCAUAAAGCGAAAGCGGUAGCAUCCGAUCAUGUCAGAAUGUAAAGUGGUACUUCGUUUGUUCCUCCUCUUCAGUAUCGUCAAAAUCGUCGUCUGGAUUAACAUGGUUAUAACAUUAACGACGAUAAGACAAGAGCAGCUACACUGCGGACUCCUCAUAAUCGUGUAAUGAGCUCGUAAUUGCGAUACGUAGACUCCUUUUGUAGACUUCGUAGAGCGUAGAGCGCGAGGCAUUACUUUUUGAGUAUGCGUUUUCGCAUAGCUUGUUUAAAAAGGCUAGUGUAUAGUGCUACCGUCUAUAGGGUGUUUAUUUCGUUACAAAUAUUUUUUCUCAGUUUUCACACUCCUGUAAACCGUCAUCGUUUCUUACAUUAUUGCGUGGAAUCAUUUCUUUUGGUUGUAUGUGUAGAUGAAGAUAGAUUAGAGCAGAGCAGAUUUAUAUUUUUGAUUAGCGCAAAAGUGGUCGAUGAACAAUUUACCUUGGAUGUUAGAAAACUAAUGACCAGCUUUUUCAACAGAGUUUUUUGUCUAUUUUUUAUCUAUUUAGGCUAUAUUUUUAGAAUUGUUCGUACCGAGAUCCGUACUUGCGCUCUUGAAAAAGAUAUUUUUAACCCAAUAUACAAACAACAUGCAUCUAAUUGUUUUUCAUGUACAAUGUUAGCUGAGAGUUUGAAUAUUACUAAAAUACUCAUAAAUAAUUAGGGAAAAUAUGGUAUAAAUAGAUAAGAAUAACUACUCAAAACUAAUCAAAUCUGUCCAUCUUACAAUGGAAAAUAUUUUAUAAAUAUUUUCGCCCAGAGUUUUUCUGUUAUUCUCACAACUUAUGUUUAAAAGUUUGUAAAUUAGUUCACAACAGUAUUAGCGAAAUUUCUGUCGAAUCAAAUUCCAUUAUUUCGCAGCAUUUUGAUAUUUUUAAACAUACUCACUUGAAAAUUUUCUAAAUCCAGAAAAAUAAAACUACCUGCAACACCCCCCUAAAAUAUUUAUACAUACAUAAGAAAUAUAAAUUCAUGUUAUAUACGAAUAACAAAAAUCAAGCAAAUAAUGCUGUGAGUCAUUGAGAUGAGAACAAUUCCCUCACGUAGGCUUAACAGCACCAGUAGCAAUAUUUUAACUGUGAGAUUAAACUUGUAGUUAGUAAAAAUUCAAGAUGGAAAAUGUAAAAUCUUGCCCUUUGCUAUUUAAUUUGGCUCAGUGCAUAGCAAAUCCCUUAUCCAUGUAUUAACCAAAACGAUUUAUUGUAAGUUUUGGUGUUUAAUAAUUUUGCUAAUUGUGCAACAACGUUUUUAUGAAUAUUCUCCAGCAAAAAUAUUGAAUGGAACAUGAUAAAUCCAAAUUACUUGUGAAUUACAUAGUAUAUUUUAAUCAGUUUUCAAUAAACAAAAUAAUUUAUGUAAAUCAAAGAACGAAAAUCCAAAACAAUUUUCGUAAAUUAAAAAUUUUGUUUCAAAGUUAUCAAUUGAACUUAGGCUCUGACAUACAAAAACCAAUAUAGAGAUUAUGACAUCACAAAAAUGAGCAAUUAGUAUUUUAACAUUGACUGCUUAAUUUGUUACUUUAUCGCAACAUUUAAUGUUUAUGAAAAUUUUUGAUCAGUAGAAAGUCAUAUUGUUUGUUCUGUGAUUGUUUUAAUCUGUAAUU
This is a messenger RNA of Copidosoma floridanum, 3906 nucleotides long. It is a transcript of the gene Sirt7, whose product is annotated as sirtuin 7. The record is from RefSeq and is a predicted model, not a curated record. Gene Ontology annotation, molecular function: histone H3K18 deacetylase activity, NAD-dependent; NAD+ binding. Gene Ontology annotation, cellular component: chromatin; nucleus. NCBI's taxonomy places the organism in Eukaryota, Metazoa, Arthropoda, Insecta, Hymenoptera, Encyrtidae.